GCGGGACGCCGAGCCCAGGGCGGGGCCCACUGCGCGGUUGCGCGCACCGCGUCUGCGCGGGCCGAGGGCGGCGGCUCGUGUCUUCGUAGGCACCGUCCGCCCCUCCGCGCAGGCGGCGAGGCCGCGGAACUCAGGGCAGAAAGGCGGCUGAGGAAUGGAGGGAAAAAUGAAACAUUAAAAGCGGCAGCUAUGUGGCAGAUCCUAAGAGAACUAUGGCAACACCAGGUGACUGCACCAGAAGUGAACCGCAGCAGGAGGGACAAGAACCUGUUGGGCAUGGUGAAGAAGAACAUCUCCAGGAGGGUCUGCACCCCGAGGAGUUUGUGGCCAUCGCAGACUAUUCUGCCACCGAUGAGACGCAGCUCAGUUUUUUGAGAGGAGAAAAAAUUCUCAUCCUGAGACAAACUACUGCUGAUUGGUGGUGGGGUGAGCGUGCAGGCUGCUGUGGGUACAUCCCAGCGAACCACCUGGGGAAGCACCUGGAGGAGUGUGACCCUGAGGACACGUGGCAGGAUGAAGAGUAUUUCGGCAGCUAUGGAACCCUGAAACUUCACUUGGAGAUGUUGGCAGACCAGCCACGAACAACUAAAUAUCACAACGUCAUCCUGCAGAAUAAAGAAUCCCUGAAGGAUAAAGUGAUUCUGGAUGUCGGCUGUGGAACUGGGAUCAUCAGCCUCUUCUGUGCACAUUACGCGCAGCCCAGAGCAGUGUAUGCGGUGGAGGCCAGUGAGAUGGCCCAACACACGGGGCAGCUGGUCAUGCAGAAUGGCUUUGCUGACAUCAUCACCGUGUUCCAGCAAAAGGUGGAGGAUGUGGUGCUGCCAGAGAAGGUGGAUGUGCUGGUGUCUGAGUGGAUGGGGACCUGCCUGCUGUUCGAGUUCAUGAUUGAGUCCAUCCUGUAUGCCCGGGACACGUGGCUGAAAGAGGAUGGGGUCAUCUGGCCGACCACAGCCGCGCUGCACCUCGUGCCCUGCAGUGCGGACAGGGACUACCGCAGCAAGGUCCUCUUCUGGGACAACGCCUACGAGUUCAACCUCAGUGCCCUCAAAUCUUUAGCAAUUAAGGAGUUUUUUUCGAAGCCCAAGUAUAACCACAUUUUGAAACCAGAAGACUGUCUCUCUGAACCAUGCACUAUAUUGCAGCUGGACAUGAGAACUGUGCAGAUCGCUGAUCUAGAGACAAUGAAAGGUGAGCUGUGCUUUGAUAUCAAGAAAGCUGGCACCUUGCAUGGAUUCACAGCCUGGUUCAGUGUCUGGUUUCAGAACCUGGAGGAGGACGAGCCGCAACUGGUGCUGAGCACGGGACCGUUCCACCCCACCACCCACUGGAAGCAAGUGCUGUUCAUGAUGGACGAGCCUGUCUCCGUCCAGACGGGAGAUGUGGUCACAGGCUCAGUUGUGUUGCAGAGAAACCCAGUGUGGAGGAGACAUAUGUCCGUCGCUCUGAGUUGGUCUGUUGCUUCCAGGCAAGACCCCACUUCACAGAAAGUUGGAGAAAAAGUCUUUCCAAUCUGGAGAUGACAGUUGAAGUUCUGUUUGGGAAGCAGUGUGCAUAUAGCAGAGGAGUGAAUGUGAGUGAAUGAAGACGCAGCUGAUGCGAAUGCACGUUCUUGUGAAAGCCCGUGAACUCUUACUUGCCUGAAAGGUGGUAACACCCUUAUCUGUGGGCUUGGGGCCAUUGUGAGGGUCCUUCCCCAGACAAAUGUAUGUGGGCUCAGCAGGAACUGCCCUCACCACUGUCACUGCCCAGGUCUCUCCUCUAGAGGUAGGCUGUGUUUCCAGGUGUCCACCAGUGGUGUCCACAGUGCCGACCUGUGGGUAAGUUGGUGGCACAGUGUUCCUAAGCUAGUUUAGUUCUAAACUCGUGGGACACACACAUCAACCUUGUACUCCUGUGAAAGUGACUGUUCAUGCAUCUUGUGUUAAUGGUUCCUUACUGCCCUUGCUUCAUCCACUCAACAUGCGGAAUGUGGGGUUGUACAAAGCCUUGCAGGACCUAGAGGUGGCAGUGCAUGCGAUGGGACUGCAUGGGAUAGUACAGUUAUAGAGAUGUCUUCCAGAUAAAUUAUGUGUUGGAUAUAGUACAUGCUCAAUAAAUAUUUUUUAAUGAA
Messenger RNA from Equus quagga, 2110 nucleotides. It is a transcript of the gene PRMT2, whose product is annotated as protein arginine methyltransferase 2. Gene Ontology annotation, cellular component: nucleus. Gene Ontology annotation, biological process: peptidyl-arginine methylation. The record is from RefSeq and is a predicted model, not a curated record. The coding region runs from base 213 to 1520 and encodes 435 amino acids. The transcript is spliced from 11 exons. NCBI's taxonomy places the organism in Eukaryota, Metazoa, Chordata, Mammalia, Perissodactyla, Equidae. Gene Ontology annotation, molecular function: protein binding; protein-arginine N-methyltransferase activity.